Molecule: messenger RNA, 4141 nt
Organism: Vombatus ursinus (common wombat)
Lineage: Eukaryota; Metazoa; Chordata; Mammalia; Diprotodontia; Vombatidae
Gene: MCM9
Product: minichromosome maintenance 9 homologous recombination repair factor
Exons: 11
Coding region: 120-3236 (1038 amino acids)
Biological process (GO): double-strand break repair via homologous recombination
Cellular component (GO): MCM complex; nucleus
Molecular function (GO): ATP hydrolysis activity; ATP binding; single-stranded DNA binding
Source: RefSeq, a predicted model, not a curated record
GCCCGCCCGAACCCAGAGUGGUGAGCCUUGGUUUGCGAAGCCGGCGUUUGCCCUUCGCUUUGCGCGCCGAGGUGUCUUGUUCUUCGCGGUUUCCAGACACAGAUGUUCCCCAGUCCAAGAUGAAUAAAGAUCAAGUCGCCUUGAUUGGUCAGGUGUUUGAAUCCUACGUUUCAGAAUACCACAAGAAUGAAGUCUUACAGAUCUUGAAAGAAAGAGAUGAAGAUACUCACUAUCCUGUAGUGGUUGAUGCCAUGACUCUUUUUGAGACGAACAUGGAAAUUGGGGAAUAUUUCAAUGCAUUCCCCAGUGAGGUACUCCCUAUUUUUGACAGCGCCUUAAGAAGGGCAGCUCUGACAAUUCUGCAGUCUCUUUCACAACCUGAGGAAUUUUGUAUGAAGCAGAAUCUUCAUGCUAGGAUAUCAGGUGAUGACCUCACCAUUUAUGGGGUAGUGAUGCAGCGGUGGAGCCCUUUCCAUCAAGAUGUUCGAUGUGAUGUGGAGAUAGUCUUGAAAGCCAAUUAUGUCCAAGUGAAUAACGAACAAUCCACAGGCAAUAUCAUUGAUGAGGAGGUUCGCAAGGAAUUUGAGAAUUUUUGGGAACAUUACAAGAACGAUCCCUUGGCAGGAAGGAAUGAAAUCCUGGCUAGCUUGUGUCCUCAAGUUUUUGGGAUGUAUUUGGUAAAGCUUGCUGUAGCCAUGGUCCUUGCCGGCGGCGUCCAAAGGAGCGAUGCUACUGGAACAAGGGUCCGAGGUGAAUCCCAUCUUUUACUGGUUGGAGACCCUGGUACAGGGAAAUCUCAGUUUCUCAAAUAUGCAGCAAAGAUUACUCCAAGAUCUGUGCUCACCACAGGAAUUGGAUCUACCAGUGCAGGCUUGACAGUGACUGCUGUGAAGGAUUCUGGGGAAUGGAAUUUGGAAGCUGGAGCAUUAGUCCUUGCAGAUGGAGGUCUCUGCUGUAUUGAUGAGUUUAACAGCCUCAAGGAGCAUGAUAGAACCAGUAUCCAUGAAGCAAUGGAACAGCAGACCAUCAGCGUUGCUAAGGCUGGCCUUGUAUGCAAACUAAACACAAGAACCACCAUCCUGGCAGCCACCAACCCCAAAGGCCAAUAUGACCCCUGUGAGUCGGUCUCAGUGAAUGUGGCCCUAGGAAGCCCACUCUUAAGUAGAUUUGACUUGAUCCUGGUUUUACUUGACACCAGAAAUGAAGACUGGGAUCGCAUAAUUUCUUCUUUUAUUUUAGAAAAUAAAGGUUGCCCAAACAAAUCCAAAAAGCUCUGGAGCAUGGAAAAGAUGAAAACCUACUUCUGCCUUAUUAGGAACCUACAACCCAAAUUAUCUGAUGUGAGCAACCAGGUUCUUCUCCGUUACUAUCAAAUGCAGCGCCAGAGUGACUGUAGAAACGCAGCCCGAACAACUAUCCGCUUGCUGGAAAGCUUGAUCCGCUUAGCAGAAGCUCAUGCCCGGCUAAUGUUCAGAGAUACAGUGACUCUGGUAGAUGCUAUUACAGUGGUGUCCGUGAUGGAAUCCUCAAUGCAGGGAGGUGCUCUUCUGGGAGGUGUGAAUGCACUCCAUACAUCCUUUCCUGAAAACCCCCUGGAGCAGUACCAAAUGCAGUGUGAAAUGAUUCUGGAAAAGCUGGAGCUUCAGUGUCUUCUGAGUGAGGAACUCAGAAGACUUGAUAGGCUAAAGAACCAAAAUUCACUCUUGUCACAGCCUGGAGAGAAGGGAGUAGAAACUACUUGUGGGUCUUUGGGAAAUGAUUGGAUAGAAAAACCAGAGAACAUAUCCCAGCCCAACCCUUCUAAACAAGAAGCCAACUGUAAUGGACAGACCUCCUCUGUUAGAGAAAACACCAAGAGCAGUGCCCCCUUCAGGUCCACAUCACACCAGGGGACAAGUGAAAAGAAAAGGACAGAACCCCCAGGUAAGCCUAACCAGAAGGACAGAGACACCAGCUUGGACUGGUUUGACUCCAUGGCAAGUGAGCACAUAGAUUCUGAAAACAACUUGGCUCUAUCUCCUAUUCCCAAGAUGACCAAGGACAGUGUGGCUUCAAUGGCACCCAAUGACAAAUCCCAUGGCAAGGGAAAAAGAGCAAGGAGUAAAGUGGAAACUGACCAGCUUCCAGCAGCAGCCAAUACAGAUGCUCCAUUGACUCUCAAGAGGCCUUUUCAUUUUGCUAAAAAAAAACCCAACCAGUCAGAAACAGUUACUGAGAAAGCAGUGUCUCCAGAAGGGCCUGACUCAGUGAUUACUCAGCAUGUCCCUAAGAGUCGGCAGAAAUCCCGGGAGUUCUCUGAAAAGGCACUAAGCUCCCAGAUUAUUUUGCCUCUUCUUCCUGCUGGGAUAACUGGGGAAGUUUUAAAUUCGGAAUCUGGUUUAACUCUUCCUCAUCAUCCUCACCUUACCCCCUUACAGAGGACUCCUUCAGAGGAAAGUCUGGCAUCUGCCGUGAGCAAAAACCACAAAACUGAGGAUGAGGUAGAAAAGAUAACAAGGAGUGCCCCUGACCGUGAGAGUGAUGAGGUUCCAGGUGCCCCAUUGGCUAAACUGGCCAAGUUUACAUUCAAACAUAAGUCAAAGCUCACCCACUCUUCUGGAAACAACAAUCACACUCUUCCUCCUGCCACAAGUAAAACUUCAGUGACACUUCCUAGGAUUUCUAGCCAUAGAACUAAUGAAGGACAGCCAAAGGAAGAAGAAACAUGCCCCAGGAAGGGUCCAGAAAAGCCAGUGUCUGUAUCUGGGAAGAGAAGAUUAAUGGAGCUAAUGCACAGUGAGACUAGGGAGGUGGCACGGCAGCCGCAAAAGAAAGAUGGGGCAAGAGAAUCUGGCCUGGCCACUCGCACUAAAUCUGGGGUUGAAAACCAGGCCGACCAUUGCCUCUUUGCUGGUGAGAGACAGAAAAAGGAGGAUUCAUCCAGUCUUAAAAGCAAGGUUCAAGCUUGCACAUUAGCUAAAUUAGCAAGCUUCUCCUUUACUGGCCCUUCUGAAUCCAAACCAGGGACCCCACCCACUCCUGGCAAUACAAACUCUAGCGAGGGAGGCCUGAGCCAUCCUCCUACAGGCCCAUCUGUAGCCCUUGGCAGAAGGAAAACUUUUCAACUGGAGGGGGCUGGAGAGAAAGCUGUCAUUUCAGGAAAAUCUCUCUUCACCUUAACAGAACUAGAUGAUGAUGAUGAUGAUCCAUUAGAUUUUGAUUGGGAGGAAGAAAUGAGGAAGAAUCCCAAAUUGUAGAGUUCCACCAUUCUUCCUUCGGUAGAGCACCUUCAGGGUAUCGGUGAUAUGCUCUCCUGUAACCAGCAGCAAAGUGUCCAGUGAAGGAGAGAUGGGACCUUUAUCCCUGACACUAUCAGGUUUUGUGAUUUUCACUUUGAGCUCCUGUGUGCCUCUACACAAUUUGAAAAAGUUGUGUGGUCAUUUUAAGUCAGUCUAGUGGCUUGUGGUCAUAAGAAAUAACUCAGUGACCUUGUUCUUAAUUCUGUUAACAAACCACUUGUGUUCCAGCAGAUGGUUUCUGUUAAGUUGGUCUCUCCUGGAUCCCUUGUUCCAAUCACUUGUUAACAAGAGCUAAGGCCAGGAAAAAAGCAAAUGAACCUUAAUUUUUACAUUCCUACAUCUGGAUUCUUUGGGAUAUAUCAUAGUGACAUUACUGCCAUUAAGGAUAUGUGUUUUGUAAAUAUCACGUGACUUUCUUUGCCUGUCAUUUUUGUGUUUCUUAUCACACGUCUUAUUUAGAUUUGUCUGAAAUGUUUUCUUUUUUUAUGAAUUUGCCUUCCUUGUUCCAUGAUAAUGACUAAAGUAUCCAAUUACUGUUCUUUAUUAGCUUUGUAUUAUAUUAAACUUUUCUGGGGUUUUCAUCUCAUUUAAAGGCCACCAUUUUCUAUCUUAGGAUGUACUUUUCAUUGGGAAGGGAGAAGAAAAGGAUGUGGGAUAGGGCUAAAUCACACAUCAUGUGUCUGCUAACCAGAUAGACAAAAUGGAAUUGAGCCCUACUUGAGUGAUUUAUUUGCCUCAAACAGAUUCUUCUUUUGGGUUCCCAUGUAUGUUUCUAGUGCUUCACAGGGCUCUAUCAUCAUGAUUUUUUCUCUUCUGAAGAAUGAAUUUUCAUUUUUGGAAUGUGCUUACCCAAGCCAUCUGGG